Messenger RNA from Botrytis byssoidea, 693 nucleotides. RefSeq lists its product as uncharacterized. Lineage: Eukaryota; Fungi; Ascomycota; Leotiomycetes; Helotiales; Sclerotiniaceae. The record is from RefSeq and is a predicted model, not a curated record. Gene Ontology annotation, molecular function: superoxide dismutase activity; metal ion binding. Gene Ontology annotation, biological process: superoxide metabolic process. Gene Ontology annotation, cellular component: mitochondrion. Bases 1 to 693 code for a protein of 230 amino acids. The transcript is spliced from 3 exons.
AUGUCUACCACACUUCUUCGCACAUCUACUGCAGCUCGUGCUGCUCUUAGAGCCAGCUCUUCCAAACGAGCUGCCUCAAUGGCAAGCACAAGCUUCAUUCGUGGAAAGGUUACUCUUCCAGAUCUUCCAUACGACUAUGGUGCUCUCGAACCCUCGAUCUCCGGCAAGAUCAUGGAGCUUCAUCACAAGAACCAUCAUCAAACCUACGUUAACAGCUUCAACGCUGCGAGCGAGCAAGUCGAGGCCGCUACAUCCAAGGGAGAUAUUGCUGCUGCCAUCGCAUUACAACCCCUCAUCAACUUCCACGGAGGUGGACAUGUGAACCAUAGUUUGUUCUGGGAGAACUUGGCACCAAGCAAGAAUGGUGGUGGUGGAGAGCCCACAGGUGCUUUGAAGACUGCCAUUGAGACCAGCUACAACGAUUUUUCAUCUUUCAAGACAAAAUUCAACGCAGCUUUGGCAGGCAUCCAAGGAAGUGGAUGGGCGUGGUUAGUCAAGGACAACGAGACUGGCCAAGUCCAAAUUAGAACAUAUGCAAACCAGGAUCCAGUCGUUGGCAAGUACACUCCAUUAUUGGGUAUUGAUGCCUGGGAGCAUGCCUACUAUCUUCAAUAUCAAAACAGAAAGGCAGAGUACUUCAGUGCUAUUUGGGAUGUAAUCAACUGGAAGACUGUGGAAAGCAGAUUGAAGUGA